Xiphophorus hellerii (green swordtail) is the source of this 3398-nucleotide messenger RNA. It is a transcript of the gene mfsd13al, whose product is annotated as major facilitator superfamily domain containing 13a-like. The record is from RefSeq and is a predicted model, not a curated record. The transcript has 7 exons. NCBI's taxonomy places the organism in Eukaryota, Metazoa, Chordata, Actinopteri, Cyprinodontiformes, Poeciliidae. The coding region runs from base 257 to 1687 and encodes 476 amino acids.
GACAGGAUCGCGGAUGUCAUGCAGUUUGUGAAGAUUUUUCCUGUCAAACAGGCUUUCAGUUGUGGCGUUGACUGGAACAGACGCACGAAAAAGAGAAAACUACGAAAACUACUCUGGGCGUGCUUUCCUCCAUAAGAUCAACUAACUUCACAUUUUGAGAAUGCUUGUUUGCAAUACAUGACGUGUAUUUCUUCGCCCAUGAUACAUAAGAGAGACCUCAGUUUCCGCAGGGUGCCUUCGAGGAAUAACCAGCAGGAUGGCCCGACAAUGGAUGAACUGUGGGAUCAACCAUGCUUCAUUUGCAUAUGCCAUGACUACGCUGGGGUCAUCCAUGAUCAACAAUAUUUUUAGCUUCUACUAUGUCAAACUCUUUUUGAAUAAGUACAAUAUAUCUGAAGCAGCUUUCCACCAAUCACAAGUGGUGUACAUGGUGUGGAAUGCUGUCAAUGACCCUCUGUUUGGUUACCUGCAAGAUAACUCCAGGGUGCCUUGCUGCUCUCAGCGACGUCUCUCCAUCCUUUAUGGCGCUCCUCUCUACUCGCUGUCCUUUCUCAUUGCCUGGUUCCCAUGGAGCACCUACUCUAGUGGUGACUGGUUGAGUGGCCUACACCUGACAGUGGCGCUGUGUGCCUUUGACGCGCUGUUGACUUUCGUGCUGCUCGCACAGUGUGCCUUAUUUGCAGAGAUUUCAAGCAACCAUCAUAAUCGUUUAAGACUUAUAAAAUACAACCAGCUGGCUUCUCUCAUUGGGUCCUCUAGCGUUCUUUUCUGUGGCAUGGUGUCGACAAACAUGGAAAACUUCAAAGCUUUCCAGGCAUUCACGGUGCUCAUUGCUAUAGUUAGCUGCAUCUGCAUGAUGUACACUGGGAUUUACAGUAAAAGCCGCUUUGAUAGUAAAAUAUAUGAGUUAAUUGAUCAAGAGUGUGCCGACAAGGGGGCAAGUAAAACGGCGUGCUCCCUCUCCAUGUUGAAGGCGCUGACAUGGCAGAUUCUCACCAACAGGGACUUCCAACUGUUUGUGGUCAUGAACUUCUUCCAGGUGUUCAUUUUGGCUUUCUUUAAUAACUUCACCAUGAUAUUCACUGAGCACCUGAUUCCCCCAGAUGCGCUUCCAUCGCUAGCCAAGAGUUUCAUGUAUGGAGCAGGAUUCAUCUUGCCACAGCUUUUGGUUUUGAGUAGUCAGAGUCUACUGCAAAGUCUUGGCUACUACAAGAUCAUCCUCUUCACAUUUAUUUUGGAGGCUGGGAUGGCAGUCCUCAUGUUUAUACUUGGUCCUCAACGUUACUACUUCUUGGCCUUUUUCCUCACUAUAAAUAUGGUUAUAAUACAAGCAGCCUUCAGUCUCUUUGGUUUGCCUUUGGCGGACAUUAUUGACAUGGAUAUGCAGAAAUACAAACGCAGCUCCCCUCUCUCCUCCAUGGUGUUUGGAACAAAUGCUCUGUUCACCAAACCAGCUCAGUCUCUGGCUCCCAUGAUAGUCCUUAAUAUCAUGAACCACUUUGGAUAUGAGAAGCUGAAAGAUGUGGGCCAGGAGUCUAAUCAAAGUGCUUUGGAAAGUCUCCACAGUGUUAUGUUCUACUUGGUCUGUCUGAUACCCAUGUGUGUCGCCAUUCUGCAAGUUCUGGCUUGGAGGCCAUUUUCCAUCCGCAACAGUCACACAGUUGAUUCCAAGUACAUUGACACCUAAUAUCAGUAUCCUCAAAGUGUUAAAGAUAAGCUUUCACUGGAUGGUUUCUUUUUGUGACUGCUGGAGAUGGGCACCAGACCCCUCACAACCCUGGAAGGAUAUACGUGUUAGAUAACGGAUGAAUAGAUGGUUUCUUUUUGUUGGUGUUCGGGGGCCUCCUUCAUCAGUCUUGUUAAAAUGUAUGUAUUUUUAAUGUGAUAGGUGAUGAGGGAAACAUGGAAAAUGUGCAUUUUCUUUCAAAACAUAAUAAGGUAAUAAUUUGACCUUUACAAGUUUCUAAAGUCUAAUGACAGGUGCUGGUCACACUUGCUGUUGAUCAGCUAGUUGCUACUUUCCCUGUUGAAUCUUACAAAAGCUGAAAGGGUUUAUGCAGGCUUCCAUUUUGGUGUUGCUUUUCUUAAAACCUGGAGUCUGAUGUAUGUUUUGUACACUUUAGAUUAUAUGUAAAUAAUGUUAGGGGCUGAUGAAGACCAGAUCAGCCUGAUCCACAAAGUCUUGACCUCAAACAGGGUGUACUUUCUUUCCCUGUGAUUAUAACAGUUGAAAUAAUAUUGAGUUAUAUAGAAAUCAAACUUUUCUUAAUAUUUGACUUAUUUUAAAAAUACCAAAAAAAUAAAGAAAUUUAUCAAAGAAGAGCAACCUCCACUCGUGAUUUCCAACAUCCACAGUGUCGGGUUUCUUCCAGCUGUUGUGUAAAAAUAAGAUGUGUGUUAACAAACUGUGACUUUAAAUGACCUGUCUGACAAACCCAGUCAUGAUUCUAGGUCUAUGCUAGUGCUGUCCUCUGUACAACAUCUGUUAAGAAAAGAAAUUCACAAUCAGGUACUGCACUCACACUUUUUAAGGAAAAUAUCACUUUUUAUUUUAGUCUGAGAAAAGGGUCCAAUGCAUUAAGUCGACGGAGCAAAAUAACUCAACAGAACAACUGUAUAAAUCAAACUUAUUUUGUUGCAAAAGAAAUGCAUCUUGAAAUGUUUUUGAGUUUACAACCCAUGACUCCUUAGAACUAAUGCUUGUCUAAUGUUUUACCUUCGCAUUUUUACAAUCACAUUCCAGGUUUGGUCUUUGUCUUACUUCCAUUUUCUGCCCUAACAUAAAGCUAAAAACUGUUAUUUUAAGUUUCUUUGAAAGCUAUGCAUUCAUAAAAUGGAAAAUGAGUAGAUUUUUUUUUACUUAUGUAGGCUCUGAUAGCUAUUUUUUUGUUGUUGAAGAAAAUGCAUAAAAACAAUGCAAGUUAUUUUUUAUAAUAAAUGACAGUGAGCUCAGUUGCAUGUAAUAUUGACAACACACUCCAGCAUGUGUGUAAAAAUAGGUUGAUCUUUAUUUACCUUGAAGGAAUGGAAUAAAAAUGUAAAAAAGAAAACAUGAAAGAUGAGGACCUUUAUGAAUAUAACUUACAAGUGAAAUCAUGCAGUACAUGGUUUCACAGGAAAAAGGUUUAGUAGGAAAUGUCACAGUGAUUAAAAAUCAAUUGCAGAAAUAAAAAUUAAAUACCAGAUUUAAUUAGAAAAUGGAUUAGAACCAUUCCUUUGUAGGAGAUGUAUGUGUCAAAUGAAAUUUAUGCUGAAUGAAUCUGUGUUAUGUAUGCAUAUGGAACUUUAAAAGUACACUGGACUGGAGGCUUCACAGCUGAAUUGUUAUCAGAGUGGAGUUUUACCUAAUAUAAACUGAUAUAAUAAAGAUGAUAUUUGCUUAUUUUGUAAUGCCAAUA